Molecule: messenger RNA, 1623 nt
Organism: Lasiosphaeria miniovina
Lineage: Eukaryota; Fungi; Ascomycota; Sordariomycetes; Sordariales; Lasiosphaeriaceae
Exons: 3
Coding region: 142-1524 (460 amino acids)
Biological process (GO): exocytosis; vesicle fusion
Cellular component (GO): plasma membrane; SNARE complex
Molecular function (GO): SNAP receptor activity; syntaxin binding
Source: RefSeq, a predicted model, not a curated record
UUUCUGGUCUUUCCCAUUUCAAUUAGCACUUUGUAUUAAAGUCUUGUCCUUCUAUCUCCUCCCUAAUCUGCCAUCCGACGUUCAAACCGCGUUUUACCUCUGUUUUUCUAUCUGUACUAAGAUCGGCCGCAGCUUCUCAACAUGGGGCGUUUCGGAUUCGGCAAGAAGUCGGACGACAAGAAGUCAAAGGACGGCGGCUCGCAAGACUCCAACCCCUAUGCUGUUCAGCCAGUGGCAGACCCCUAUGCGAAUUCCUACGCUCCCGCACCUCCCGUGCAAGGCCGUCAAGGACUUCCCAGCGGACCCCGUGUUGGUUUGCCGACUGGUCCCCGUCCGGGCCUGCCCCGCGGUCCAGCUCCUAGUACCAGCAGCUUUGGCGGCCAGAGCGCAUCAAGCUAUGGCACCGCCGGCUCUAGCAACUACGGUGCUCCUCCUCCAGCAUACACGGACGGGUUUACGGACGGCCCCCAACUAGGCUCGGAAGGCUCACAGUACGGCUCGGGAAGCCCGCAGCUGAGUACGGGCAGCCCGCAAGUUGGCUCGGGAAGCCCGCAACCCGGUGGUUACGGAUACGCAAAAGACAAGCUUGGCGCCCCGGGCGGAUAUGGAGGCGGCCGGUUCGACAACAAUGUCCCCAGACCUGCGGUCUCACCAUUACCUCAACGAAAUGGAGGUUAUGGAGGCUUGGGUGACCCUAGUGCCGAACUGUUUGGCGACAGGUAUAACAAUAGGCCUCCCCCGCCCCCGGCAAAUGCUGGCUAUGACCCAGCUGCCGAUAGUACGCCAAGUUAUGACGCAUCGGACGACCCUCUCACCGGCUAUGGCGACCGCCGAGAGCUGACCGAAGACGAGCAAGCGGACUUCAAGAAAGCAGAGAUCAACAAAAUUCGGGGGCAGUCUAAAACUAGCAUCCAAAACUCGAUCAGGAUGGCGACGGAAAUGGACGACCGAAUGAACCAAAUCAUGGGCACUGUGGACGAGGAUGGUGAACGACUUUUGCGUACCCGUGUAGCCAUGGACCAAGCAGAGACCAACAAUAAUAUUGCGGGUCUGAAUGUCAAAGAUCUCGACAAGCUCACACGCACUCCCUUCUUUGCGCCUUCUGGAGCCAGUGAUAAAAGAACAAAGGCAUCGACUGGCAAGCUCUUGGCAAACGGCGAAAGACGGAGAGAAGAUAUAUUACGACAGGCGAAUGAGCAGGACCCAGAGCUGGUGGAAUACACGCGUCAGCUCAAUGCCGCUCCCAGGCGACUCGGUGCUGCCUCAAACAAGAAAGCAGAACGGAAGAAAUUCACCUUUGAAGACGACACUGGCGAGCAGGAGGCGGACGAGGAAUUCAUCGACGAUGGCCUCGAUGUAUUGGAUGUGCUGGUCAAACGCCAGAAUCUCAAUUCAAAGAUCCUGAAGAAGAAGUUAGAUAUGCAGAACGAUCAGGUUGACUACCUCAACAAUCAUACCGACAAGGUGCACGAUGGCGUGCGCAAGAACUACAACAUCAUCAAGCAUAUCUCGGACAAAAAUUAACUCAGUCAGAAUGGGGGAAGAUGGGGAGAAGGGCCAAACCGCCAGAUUCAAUCCAUUCGAUUCAGUCGCUCCAGUAUCAUCUCACUCGGUUUCUACACC